AAAAUGUCUAAUGCCGUUUCUAGCGUAUUAAGAGAAAUAACGUGCUGGCCGAAGACAGACAUGUAUACGUCCGGUCCUAUCCGAUACAGUAGGUAAUCAGUAUUAGGACGGUAUCAAAGCGAGGAAGGGUUUGGUGGACUGAUAACAAUCACCAUAUAUCUGCGCCCAUUUACUAAGCUUCAGCCAGGGGAGCCCAUUGAAUUGCAGAGUUUCCCACAAUGGGGACGCCAAGCGGGCCCGGGGGGAGAGGCAAGGAUAGAUGCUGCUUCCGCCGAAGACGGGCAAAGAGAAUAUAACGACGAAGAACAGCAAUAGGUGGAGCGGUGCAGAAAUGAUGUUACGAACAAAAGGUAAGCUGGCUGUGAAACGUGAAACAAUCACAGUUGGGUUACCUCGCCCCUGUUAAUCCAGGACGGUACCGUCCAGCUUGGGCGCGGGAGCUUGAUUCAUCUUUUCACACCGAGCAUUUUCCUCAUUGCGGUUGUAACUACUGAUAGCCCUACACUUCUCAUACUAGUAUUAUCGACUCGAUAUGGGCGUUGACUGUGGCUUCGGUGUUUAUCCCUCGCUUAGCGAGGAUCAGCAGGACGUAUACGAGGCUUUUCUUAAGGAUGAGAUCAAUCCUAGAAAUGGCGAACCCCUUAUCCAGAUUAUCGGCAAUACAGCAACGAAAAACGCCUAUGUCUUCUUUAAUGUUGGAGAAGGUCCGAUAAUACCCUACCGCUGCGAGUACUUUGUGCGCUUCGAAUCUGAGCUUGUCAGCCGCGACACCGUCCUUCCAUAUCUUGAAGGUGUUUACCUGAUUGCGCGACGGUACUUCGCCGAGACUGUACAGUUUUGGACGAGUGGAAUGUCACCAGCUUGGAUUAGGGUACCGAAUAAAAACCUGGAUGAAGGAUAUGUUCGCACUGAUCAUGAAUAUGUAUACAAGAUGAGACGAGAGACAAUACGCCUGGUGGAGGAAGAACAAGAGCGAAGCAGACAAGCCGAAUCUGGGAAUGAAACUACCUCUUAACGCGUCCUGUAAUCAUUCAUCAAGGUGUCGAAGAAGGGCUAGGCGGGAGG
Messenger RNA from Daldinia vernicosa, 1065 nucleotides. RefSeq lists its product as uncharacterized. The record is from RefSeq and is a predicted model, not a curated record. Bases 533 to 1015 code for a protein of 160 amino acids. Lineage: Eukaryota; Fungi; Ascomycota; Sordariomycetes; Xylariales; Hypoxylaceae. The transcript has a single exon.